AUGGAGCACGCUUGGCUGGACUCUCUAUCUGAGGACUGGGUUUCCCAGCCCGGUUCUGAUUCAUCUGCCAUUCAACUUCCUCCCCUGAAAGACGCCGAAGAGCCCAAGCCCAAACUUAGAGGGACCCCGAGCCGGAUACCGCGUAGAACGAUAGGCACACGGCCCCAAUUAUCAACCGCCCGCGAUUCAAGCUUCAAUAUCCUCAGCGAGCGAACGCCGAAUGGUAUCAACAUCUCGAGCCAUCGAAACAAGCAGUCAUCAGGAGAUUUUAAACCGGCGCGUGGAACUUUCGCCAGUAGAUCUGUCUCUGCCUCCACGAGUGCUUCAGUUGUCCACAACACUAUCCAACACAAAUCCUCUCCUGGUAGGCAACAAGAUACACCAGAGUGGAAGAGAAGAUUGGUGUAUGGUGACGUCGAGUAUGGCGAACAGCGCGACCUGUUUUGCUCAGCUGCGACCGGUCUACAAGACAUGUUCAAGCCACCUACACCGUCGGGCGACGAUGCCGACCACGAGCAGCGCCAGGAGUCCUCUAUGAUGCCGUCUAGUCCACCUUCAUACCCCUCGCGCAUCAUGAGUAACGACCUCGAGCCCGACCUAGACCCACUCGAUGAACUGGAUGAAUUCGACGACCAGGAGCCUAUGUACCCGAACGACGUUACACCCAGCCCGAGCCCUAGAAGAACGCAACGAGAGAUCAAGUAUAAGCUUAAUGUGGAAGAUUCUAUGGGCUCUAUUCUAUGCAGCCCACGGGAUGAAGAAACUCCUUCGAGACCGCGAGACCAGAUUUAUCGCGACGAAAGCUGCUUAAGCGCUCCCUCGGAUGCCAAUGACACCUCGCGAAAGGUUAGUGGACAAAGCGUGGUUCGCAAUGAAGAUUUCAGUCCGAUUCUUAUUGGAAGACAAAGCGACAAGGAGGGCAACAUGGAUUUUGCACCCAUUGAGCUGCCGGCGGACAAACUAAAAAACAAACUUGAAGCGCUGCGUAUUAAUCAGAUGCUUCUUGAUCCUAACGUUGAUCCAAGAACGGGUUUCGAUAGCCACAGCCCAGGCCCCUCCGAUAACGUCGAGGACACCGAGGAGUACGGCACUCGAGGAGGAUUCCUGAACACCCAAAGGGGAGGUCGAUCUGGGGACGGCUCUUUUCGCUUCAGAGACCUCAGCCCCGGUUUGAAUGUUGAUACAAGCGGUAUGCUUGCCGAGGAGUCUCUGCAGGCUAGUACUCCCAAACAAUAUCCCUCUAUCCGAACAGAAGCUACCAAUCCUUAUCAAUCGGACUACUUCAACAUCAGCCCGGCUCUUCCACGGGCUCCAUUUCCCAGCCCCGACAAAAAGGAGAUCUCUUCUGGCCGAAGUGCGCCAUCCGCUGGAAGCCCCCUUAAACUUUUCGGCCCUUACGAUACAUUUACCAACCAAACACUUCUUCGACGUCUUAGUCAGUUUGAGGAAGGCAUGUCUGGUACACCGUCCCGCCAGUCGCUCGGAUCUCCUGGUCCGCAUAGUCAGUUCGACUCCACCGUUCACGAACGCUCUGAAGUUAUGUCUAGCCCGUCUUUGCCUACACUGGCCCCUAAUCAUGGUCCUGGCAAGUUCUUCAGCCGUUUCGGUCUUGGCGAUCUUGAAGGGUAUGAAUUCAGCGAGGAAAUCUCCUACGCUACUCAAGGUGACGCAGCUUAUUCUGAUAAAGAAAAUGAUGCUCCUCAAACGUCAGCCCCCCAAUCCCCCGAACCAGUUUUACAAAGUCCGGAACGACCCUCGUCGCCUGCUGAGCAUCCGGAACUCCAAAUUGGCCGACGCCGUAACAAGUCAACAUCUUCAUCCACGAGCAAGCAUCAAAAGACAGCAUCCGGCUCAAGUCAGAUCCGCAGCAAAGCUUUGAACCUAGCCAUGGGAGCACCUGGCAAUGGCAACACCCCCAAACGCGAUAGCGGAUCAGAGGGUAAGAGACCUCGAACGUCUCCGUCCAAGGACCCAACCCCGAAGCGUCGACGCACGCUCCACCGGGCUGACAUUGCUUUCGGUCGCGAGUUUCUUCUCGAGGGUGUAGAAUCUGCAAGCCGCGAUAUGCAGUCCAUAAUGGGAAGGAAACGUAAGGAUGCCCGACCCGGGGACUACCAGCUCGCUCACCCGAGUGUUCUGGCGAUGCGAACAAUUCUGCACCCGCACAGCCCUGCGGCUAGCCGUAGGUCAUCGCUGCGCACUGAUCCAAACAUGACUCUGGACUCUGAGGCCGACGAUAUCAACGAUCUGUUGAAGCACUCAUCCGUUCGGGCCCUGCAACAGGAGAUGCCAGGUACUGCCACAGAAGACCAUAGUGAAGUGGAUCGGAAACCUUCGAUUAUGACCCAGGACUUCGUCAACCAAGCGGCGCAGAUCAUGGCUAUGAUCCGAAAUCAAGUCAGACAGCCAGGCUUGUCAAGUGUCGAGGAAUCAGAGGCGGAGAAUGCUACGCCUGAAGUCGACGAUGCUGACGACUCUUAUCAGGAGUCUACAAAUGAGCCUUUAUCUCGCCCUCCCAGUCGUGAGGGUAAACCGAUGUCCAGGGUCCCCCAAUAUCAAGAGGACCCAGAACUUAUCAAGCGACUCAAGAAGUACCAAGAGAUCAGUGACAUGGGCGAUCUUAUUACGUUGUCCAUGCGAUCUAUGGGUCUAGUGAAGGAGGCAAUCCUGGCUGAUCAAGAAGUUGAACGCCAGAUUGAGGGAUCUCAACGUAGCCAGCCCGAUGUGUCUUACAACACCGAAGAAGGGGUCAUCAGCGAUCCGCCCAAUAUUCGUCUGACAGCAGGUCCGUCUCAUGAUGGUUCAUCUGGAAGCCCGGCACGAUCUCAAUCAUCUGGGGUUGAUACUAACAGGACAUAUCCUACGACUUCCUCGCAUGCCUCCGAGACUCGUAGGACCAUCAUGCCUGAAAGUGUAUCCCAUCUCAUUCCCGAUCGAGUGGGUAGUAUGUAUCUUGACAAGCAGAACAACAUCUGGAUCAAGAAGAAGGAAACACCCACUCGUCAACCUAUGAACAUCCUACCUUCAGACAGCGAUGACGAUCCUUUUGCGAGUAUCCCAGACCUUUCCGUCGAUUUGACUAGGGAGAUGGCGAAUCUUGUUCUGAAUAGCGCGAAGAAGCCCAGUGCUCCCCGUAGCUCGAGCCAGUCACAAUCACCCGUCAGUCCUACCAAAUCAGUCAAGAAUCGAUCUGCUAGAGGCUUUAUGACCUUGUCUCCGAAUGGACACCUGAGCCCAGAUAUGGCUAGUCUGGCUCGUGAAGAGUUCGAGAAGUUGGAUGCACGGGUAUUAGAAGAUUCGGAGCUUUAUCUGGAUCAAUCUAUUGAAGGCGAAGAAAGCUUUAACGACGACAAGACUACUAGCACACCCUCGACGACAACCAAGAGGCGCAACCUUACCAUCACAUUUUCCUCUCCUGUAGCAUCCGUCAUCCAAGAUGUGGUGCUGGCAGAGGAUUUGGACAACCUGGAAGAUGACCCAGAGCUUCCCAACUUGCACCCUAACAGUUCCUCGCCUAGGAAAUCGCCAGGCUGUGCAAAUGUUGGAAAGUCAGCGCUUAAGAACAGCGGGCAUGGUUCAAGCCGCCACCAUCAUACCUCUUCACGAAGCGGACCCGCCUUUGUACCUCGUCCUGUGUCACGCAUUGAUGAGCAAGAUGAGGAUAGUACCAUCGAGAUGCCAUUCGACGAUCAACGACAAGUCAGUAUCAUUGGGGAUACCAGCGUUGUCAGCCAUAAAACACCCGAUGCGCGCCGGACCAGCCUCAGCUUCGUUGUUAACCACACGCCUGGCAACAACUUCUUCCAACCGACUCCAGAUGACAGUGUACUGAUCGGCCAAAACGUUGGGAAGUAUUCUCUCAGCCCCUUGUCUGAAUUUACUUUCCAUAACGCAGAUCAGUCGAUGGGCUUUGAGGUUAGCUAUGUUAUGGGCCGUCGACAUGCGGCCACGGGUGAUGGCUCUAAGAAGGUCAUGUCCAUGACAAUAAGAGAACUCGUGGACAAGCUUAGUGAGGUAGAGCCUUAUGAGCCUUACUGGGAAGAUAUCGCGGAGUUGGAUCUUCAGGAAAAGCGCCUGACAAGCCUGCAUAUGCUAGACCAGUUCUGUGGCAAACUGGUGACGCUUGAUGCUUCCAAAAACGCACUCGGACACCUAGACGGUGUACCUUCCAGCGUUCGGCAGCUCAAGGUGUCGCAGAACAUGCUAACCGAAUUAACGUCCUGGGACCACUUGAUGAACCUUCAGUAUGUGGACAUCUCUGGUAACGAGGUCAAGAGUCUAUCGGCGCUUAGAGGUCUGGUACAUUUGCGAAGCGUUCGGGCGGAUGACAACAGGAUAACCAGCCUUGAUGGUCUUGAUACCCAUGACGGCCUUCUCACCCUUCGAGCUCGCAACAACUUAAUCGAGGAAGUUGAUUUUGCAAGAGUCAAGAUGGAACGCCUUACCGAAAUCGACUUGGAAGGUAACCAAAUAUCAUCAAUCCGGAAUUUGGAACAUGCACCAGCCCUAGGACGUUUGAAACUUUCCAAGAACAAGCUCACUGGGUUUACGGUGUCUUCCUCCUUCAAAACGCUUCGUCAACUCGAGCUUAGCGACAAUGAACUCACGUGCUUAGACAUUACCAACAUGCCCAACUUGCACACUUUGCACAUUGAUCGCAACCGCAUCACUGAGUUGACAGGCUUUAGCCGAGCUCGAAAGUUAGACAGCCUGAGUCUCAGGGAGCAGCGGGCAGAUAAAGCACUCGACCUCGGUUUCCUCUCUUCAGCUUGCGAGGUCCGGAAACUGUUCCUGUCCGGAAACUACCUGGGCACUUUCGAACCUGCGGUGGACUUUCUCAAUUUGCAACUACUUGAGCUUGCCAAUUGUGGCGUUCAAGCGCUGCCGGACAACCUGGGCCAGCUGAUGCCCAACCUGCGAACGUUGAAUCUCAACUUCAACGCAAUUCGAGAUCUGGAACCACUACGAUUCAUCCCACGACUCAAGAAGCUUUUGGUAGCAGGCAACAGACUUGCUGAUUCAACUGCGGUGACGGAGUUACUUAUCGAGUUCCCACACCUCACCCAGCUUGAUCUCAGAGAUAACCCCGUCACACUCGGAUUCUAUGCACCUAUGCAAGUGUUGGUACCUAUGGAUCGCAGCGGAUAUGUCGAUCCAUUUGUGCUGCCUGAUGCAGAUGUUGAACGGGAUGCGCUGUACUCCAGUCGACUGGAUGAAAUGACUAAACUAAGAAGGCGACUACACCAAAUUGUAUUUGUGGCAAGUUGCAAGAGACUACGAAAGCUGGACGGGCUCGGCAUCGACCGAGAGACGGUUCUAGCCAAAGACGCCGUGUUUCAGACACUGGUUGCUGAGGGCUUGUUGCCAGAUGAGACGCUCGUUGGCGAGGUUUCGUCGCCAUGCAAAGACGUAACGGCGCAGAAUGAGACAAUGAGAAGCAGCCGUUGGAAUGCGGAAGAUAGCUUUGCUUAA
Messenger RNA from Fusarium coffeatum, 5472 nucleotides. RefSeq lists its product as uncharacterized. The record is from RefSeq and is a predicted model, not a curated record. Lineage: Eukaryota; Fungi; Ascomycota; Sordariomycetes; Hypocreales; Nectriaceae. The transcript has a single exon. The coding region runs from base 1 to 5472 and encodes 1823 amino acids. Gene Ontology annotation, molecular function: protein binding.